Leishmania braziliensis MHOM/BR/75/M2904 is the source of this 540-nucleotide messenger RNA. RefSeq names its product putative endochitinase. Bases 1 to 540 code for a protein of 179 amino acids. The record is from RefSeq and is a predicted model, not a curated record. NCBI's taxonomy places the organism in Eukaryota, Euglenozoa, Kinetoplastea, Trypanosomatida, Trypanosomatidae. The transcript has a single exon.
AUGGUUCUCUUUCUCAGAUUGCGACUUGGUGUCGUGCAUGCGCUGUUGAUUGUGGCGGUUGUGUGUAGCCUACAUGCCGCUUCCAUCGUGGCUGGAGAGUCACCGUUGUCGAGCUCCAUUGUGUGCACAUGUCGCUGCUGCUACCAGGGUGGGUGCAGCGCGCUCACGAACGUAUCGUGGGUCAUAAGCUCCUGCAAUGAGUGCACCACUAAGAUGUGCAAUGACUACAUUUCUCGCCAGCAUGUGCGCGAAGAGACAGCGCGCCUCUUCGAGGGGAUUCAAGGUAAGCGUCCCUUUAACGGCACCGUGGUGGUACAGGAGUGCAAAGUUAUUGCUGUGCUGGAGGCGUCCACGUGCACGGAGAAGAGUUGCAAGCGAACGUCAACCAUCAAGGCGGAGUGCUACGAUCGCAAUGCACCUCUCAUCAAGUACUCCAUCAUUUCGUUUGUACUUAUCACGAUCUUCGCUGUCAUCUUCGGUAUUAUCAAGAACCACAUCCCAGCUCUCCAGUCCUUGAACGAAAAGUACUUCAACUACUGA